Alternaria triticimaculans is the source of this 1008-nucleotide messenger RNA. RefSeq lists its product as uncharacterized. The record is from RefSeq and is a predicted model, not a curated record. The transcript is spliced from 3 exons. NCBI's taxonomy places the organism in Eukaryota, Fungi, Ascomycota, Dothideomycetes, Pleosporales, Pleosporaceae. The coding region runs from base 1 to 1008 and encodes 335 amino acids.
AUGAGCUGGAUGGUAUUUGAGGACUACCUACGCAGACCUUCAAUCGGAAGCAGAGAAUGGCCUGGGAGUGGAGACAAUAUCGUUGUUUCUUCUGAUACCUUCUGCCACCCAAGAAGAACUCUAGAUCAGUUCUAUUACCCGGCGCUUGACGACACAAGCAUCAGGGACGCCGAUCAGACUGUCUCGAAAUGGAGCGGCAGGGACGUCGACAAAGAUGGCAAGCCUAAAGCUACACCCGACAGCUUGCUGGUCAUGGCGGCAUACCAGACAACAUACUUUCAGGAUUUUCACGAAGGCUACGCUACCGGAGAAUCAAGCUCUAAAGUCUAUGACGGACACAAUGAGUUGCAGGGCGUGCUUGAAGUGGCCGAUAUCAUCGACGAGCUGAAAAUGAUCAGGCAUCUCCUCCAGACCCAGCUCGACAUCCUGAAGCCAAUGGUGUCGGCCUUGACAAGGCUCAACCCAUCGCUCGGGAGGACAACUGAACAUCAGAAUAACUCCAUGAACAUCCAAGUUGAUGCGGAUAGCAUAACUGGGCCCAUGACAAUCAUGGCUAGUGUCGGAGGGACUUUAAACACCGAACAACUCGAGACCACGAACGUCGUAGCACAAAGCAUAAAUGGCCAGUCCAAAGAAAACGUCAUUAUGAUGGACAAGACGCUUUUGGCGGUCCUUGUAGGGUUAGAAGGCAUUAGCAAGGAGGCUGAGCAUACUCAUAGAUUGUUGCUCGAUCUGCUCGAUUUAAAAUCGAAGACGGCAAUGUUGGUCGAAGCUCGAUCGUCGACUAAGCAAGGCCAAGCCGUGAUGCUGUUCACCAUCGUCACAGUCAUAUUCGUAAGAUCUUCUUCCAACCCGUGCAACGCCAACAUCCCUGACAUCGAGACUCAACAGCUACCGCUCUCAUUCUUCACAUCAUACUUUGGCCAGAACGUCUCAGAGAUCACGGGGGACGCGCGGAAUCCAACCACCUGGGGUCUCUGGCGGAUAGCGAGUCAGUUUACCCACUGA